ACGAUACAGUAGCAAUAUCUAUAUGCUUCACAAUAUUAUUAUUGGCUGAGCAUAAGAAUAUUCAGGAUCGUGUCAGAAGUGAAAUUAGUGCAGUGAUGCUAAAGAAUAAUGGAAAACUUAAUGUGGCAGCAUUAAACGAUAUGCCAUACUUGGAAAGAUGUUUGAAAGAAUCGUUGAGACUGUAUCCUAGCGUUCCUAUUAUAGUGCGAGUUGCGUCUGAAGAUGUAAAGCUACAAUCAUAUAUUGUACCUGCUGGAACACUAAUAGCCAUUGGCAUUAAAUUAAUUCAUAGAAAUCCCGAUUUUUGGCCAAAUCCAGAUGUUUUUGAUCCGGACAGAUUUUUACCAGAAAAUAUUAAAAAUCGUCAUCCUUUUUCUUAUUUACCUUUUAGCGCAGGCUCACGAAAUUGUAUAGGUCUGCGAUUCGCUAUGAUGGAGUUAAAGGCUAUAAUAGCUCCUUUGGUGUAUAACUUUUACUUGGAACCUGUUGAUCGUUUGAAAGAUUUUCGAUUUCGGAUCGAUUUACUAAAUCGAGUUGUGCAUCCAAUUCGUGUAAAAUUUAUUCCAAUCGAACAAAUGCAGCCAUUUAAAGCUAAUUAAAAUUUUAAAAAGGUAAACAAAUAAUUUUGUUGGCGCAAUGGAAGAAUUAUUAAUAUAGUUGUUAUAUGUAUUGUAUCCAUUUAUUGGUAUAAAAAACAAAAACAAAAAUUAAUAUUUUAUAUUUUAUUUAUAGUGCAAUA
Molecule: messenger RNA, 739 nt
Organism: Linepithema humile (Argentine ant)
Lineage: Eukaryota; Metazoa; Arthropoda; Insecta; Hymenoptera; Formicidae
Source: RefSeq, a predicted model, not a curated record